CAGUGUGAAUUUGCUUUCAAGAUACUGUACUAUUUCGUUCUCGUGGUCGUUUGUUACUUUUCUAGUGCAUGGUGCCUCAAUUUCAACGUGCUGGUAGGCUGAAUCACCUGCUUGACUCUGGAUGGCGCUUCCACGGCCGUCCUGUGGCCGGACAAUUUGCUUGAGAACCUUAGUUUGAAAUUGGAUUAUGUGACACCAAAGCCGAAUCGCCCUUCUUGUGUAGGCAUCCACUUGACGAAAGAGGAGAGGUAUGGAAGGAAUCUUAGUGAAUGGAGGUGAUACAACCCUAUCCUCUUGCAUGUUGUCUGAGCUGAAUGUGGAGAGUGAUGGGAGCUUAUCAAGCCGUCGACAGCCGAUUGCGGACUUGGAGAAAAUGGUCACGCACAUUAAAAACCUCCGUCCAUCUUCUCCUCUUCCGCGAAAGCUGACUGAUGUUCGUGCUUUGUCACGGCUGUUCGAUGUGCUGCAGCAGAGUAGUGUCGCUAAUGGCAACAGUCAUGCAGCCCAUGCGGAGGGUGUACUGAUUUCUGCAGAACUGGAGGAACUCUUGCACUUGGCAGUACUGCUGAAUGACGUGGACACGCGCUUUCUUGUGCUGACGCCACACCUGUACCAGUCGAUAAGUCGGCUACUUGCGCACUACUCAUCUGCCGUGCAACUGACCGACUUGCCGUUCCAAGCAUGCAUCCUGGCCAUGAUGCCCGCCAUCAUUCACUCAUCUCACCUGGUGCUGGGCAAGCAGGGAGCCAGUGAGUUCCUACAAGCCCAAUCACUGCAACAGUAUCAUCUCUUUGCUCUGCAGCAGUUUGGCAGCUCGCCUAUAGUCUUAGAACAUGUGCACUGGCUGCCGUACUUCCUCCUGGUGUUGCGCGACAAUGAAUUGCCCGCGGGCAACCAGUCGUCGACAUCAGCAGCAGCAGCAGCAGCGGCAGCACAGGGUGACCCUAUCAUCCACAGUGACUUUGGGACUGUUCUUCUACUAUGCCAGCGCGUCGAUGAUGGCCUGGCACCGCCGGGUAGCAGCAGGGUGUCGCGCCUGUUUCUGGACAACAUGGCACGCCUGCUCGUCAACUGGCUCGGUGCCUUUCGCUCUCAGCUCGAUGUUGUCGUGGCCGUGUUGCAGACGCUCCGCCGGGUCAUUGUACGCGGCGGCUGUCCGCCUGUUGAUGUACUCGAGCAGCUUGUUGAACCGUUGCAUGCUCUACUAGUGCUGGAUAAGCAGAACACUGACAUCAUCAGCUGCGUGUUGCGGUUAUUCUUGGCCAUUGAUGUGGAGCAGGUGCCAGAGAUGGGCCGCUCAGUCUCUGCUGAUCUAUUGCAGGAGCUUGGUGCUAUCGAGCAGUUGCAUGCCGAUGACACGCAGCUGUGCUACGAUUCUCUGCGUGUACUGCUACGCUUGUGCUCACUGCCCCAGUGUGCCGUCAUGCUGGCCCGAAACGUGCCGCUGAUGACCACCACGCUGCGUCGCAUCCCCAUGCACUCCAGCGCCGUGGAGAUGAUGACGGACAGCGCUCGCAUGCUGCGACUGCUGUGUGUGCUGUGCAGUGGCGAUGUUACGUCCGAGUCGCUAUGCAUGGAGACUGCAAGCGCCGUCUUGCUCAACAACAGCAGUGUGGAUAGUGUGUUGCAGCCACUAGCCUCUGCCAUGGCCAUGCUCACCAUGGACAGACCUAGCUUUGUGCUCAUCAAUCGCAUGGCCAACAUGACAUUUGACACCAUUCGCCAAGAGCUCUUCACCGCUGAUGCCAGUAGUAGCAACAGCAGCAGCAGCAGGAUGCCUGCGGAGCCCAGAGACCCUGCCGAAAACGUUCCGCUGCUGUUGCAGUAUCGCAUGGUGGAAGUUCUUAUCAGUGGGUAUCUGGAGUCUACGAAACCCAAGUCUCUCGCCAUUGAUGUGCUGCAAGUGCUGUAUAGCGUGGCCCUGCAUCCGUCUGUGGACAAGGAGCAGCUAGUGCGCAGUUCACUGAAAACGCUGGUGUGCUCACUAUUCCGGACAUUGUCCAGCACCGGACAGGAUUCGUCCAGUUUGGCGCAGCACCAGCAGUACGCUAUCUCCAGCAUGCUAGCCAACCUUCUCUGCGACUCCUCCUUGCUGUCCGUGGCGUACCAGUGCGGCUGGAUGAAGGCUCUGAUGGAUGUUGCCGACUUUGACGGCGACUCCACAGUCCUGUCGUGCUCGCCGUCGGCAGUGGAGAUCUGCGUAGAUAACGUGGUGCGAAUGGCCAGCGUGAAGGAUGCACAGCAGAAACGCGACAUGCUAAACGACGGCGUACAUCUGUUCUUUAUCCGGCACCUGCGCCGGCGGCCAGAGCACGCCAGCGUCGUGCAUCGCAUCUGCUCAGCGCUAUGCGUCCUGAUGAGCAGCACGGCGGUGAAGAGUAUGCUGAUCGACGCGGGCAUAGCACACGGCCUGGCCAACGUCAUGCGCCAUCACCUGGCCGACCAGAACAUCACGCGGGUCAUGCUGCUCUGUGUCGCCGGACUGUCGCUAACGGAUCGCACGCAUCGGCAAGUCUUGAUCGCCACGCGGCUGCACGAGGCCGCUCACUUUGCCCUGCAGUGCGGCCGCUUCUCGUCUCUCCUGCACACACUGGCUAUUGUGGUCAUGCUACGCCUGGUGAUGGAUGAAGGGGACAUCAACGACGUGGUGCACUUGGAGAGCUUGCAAGACUCCGUUUUGAAAGCGGUGCAAGACCGCUCGCCCAAACGUGCAGACAGCUGUGGAACUGACCUCUUUCAAUGUGGCCAGAGCUUACUUUCCAACAUCUUCUGCUCCUCGGUGUGGCAGCGUGUACGCAUGUUGGACUCGUUUCGCGAGCGAGGUCACACCAGCCUUCAGUCCAAGGUCUAUCAGGAGGCAGUGCUGAAGUACACUGGUUUGGGACCCGGCACCAGUCUCAUGGCGUACCCGCGUCCACAGCACCCACUCGUCAGCACGCGCAUGUCAGGCAUGGCCCUGCACAUGUGCCCGAACUGUCGCAACGGCCUCGCCUCAGAGGCCAUUCUGACGUUCCCAAGCCUGUCGGCACCUGAAUACGAGAAACUGACCGAGCGUGGCUGGUUUCGUCGCGGUGGUGUCCAGCUCUUCCAGUACCGUAGUAAUCAUGCCCCCGAGUGCAACACCAGCGAGAUUCGCGUGCGUGUCAAGGAGUUUGACCCCAACUCCUCGCGGUCAUUUGCACGCGUGCGGCGUAAGGCAGCGCAGGCGGGCGUACGCGUCAAGGUGGUCAAGCCCGAGUACCAGCAGGAGUCCUACGCACUCUAUCUGCGCUACCAGGUCGAGCGGCACGAGUCCGAGUUCUGCUGCGAGCAGACCUAUAGCUCGCAUUUGCUGCAGUCGCCGCUGGCACACGAGAUGUCUGCGGACGGCCUGUACGAGUAUGGUACUUUCCACUAUCAGUACUGGGUGGGUGAGCACCUGGCCGGUGUCAGCGUGGUGGACGUGUUGCCCCACUCUAUCGGCAGUAUCUACAUGUUCUUUGAUAUCGACAAGCAGUACUCCCGUCUCUCGCUGGGCGUCUUCAGCUGUUUGACGGAGCUGGAGUUUGCACAGCAGCUCAACAAGAAGGGAGCUGACAUUCGCUACUAUUACCUGGGCAACUACUGCCCGACAAACCGCAAGCUGGCCUACAAGACUGACUAUCAGCCGACCGAAGUUCUCUGUCCGCACAUCAGUAUGGAGUGGAGCUCGCACACGAAGGACUCGGGCAGCUAUUUGUUCUCGGAUGACUUGCCACACAACCCUCUCCAUGAGGUGAUGCUGCGCGAGGCUAUUGAAGAAGGAAGGGCCAAGUGGCAGUGGCAGUCUACAGCCACUGCUGACGAUGCUGAUGCUGGUACUGGCGAAGCAAGAAGACGUAUCUACAGUCUACCUGCCAAUAAGGAGCGUAUUGUCAAGAACCUAUCAUCGCCAUACUUGCGCCUUGUGGCUGGCUACCCGGAUCGGGAGCGCUGUAAUUCUGCCAUCAAUCGCUUGCGUGUGUCGGUCGACAAAAAAGAAAUGAGCUUUGUUGACAUGCUGCAGGCAUACUGUGUCCACCCCUACUGUGUUGGCCGUCUGUGCUGGACCAUGGAUGAGCUGUAUCGGGCGUUUGGUGCUGACACGUUUGAGCGCCUAAUCAUCCACUUCCAGUAUGUUUCCAGUACGCUUUGGGUCGAGCCGUGCUCGCAGUCAUUCAUCUAGAUGUGCAUCGGCGCAUCUCUCUCUCUCUCUCUCUCUCUCUCUCUCUCUCUCUCUCUCUCUCUCUCUCUCUCUCUCUCUCUCUCUCUCUCUCUCUCUCUCUCUCUCUUUCGUCCCAUGCAUGUGUGCGGAAGCUUUGGCACAACUGCAGCACACACUGUCUGUCCACCAUAGCCAAGCACACAAGACAUUGUGUUGUUGGGAUGGUCUGGAAGAGUGGUAAAUAUGUAUUAUACACACAUCCCCUCUGUUUCCAAACCCUGGCACUUGUGCUGAAAGUAUAACGUGCGAAUAGCCUGCAACGGUGCUUGCUGCAUUCAUCACCAUGUCCUCCAGAUUGGGUUCGUCCUUGAUUGUGCUGAUGCUUCGGAUUAGUCACCCCAACAGCUUGUAGAUUUCUGUAUUCAAACUGUUUCUGCUGCUGCUGCUGUUGCUGUUCCGUCCAGUAGAAGUUUCUGUUUGUGGAUGGGUGUGUAUGCUGUUUUAACACAUCUUGUGUCAUGCCCCCGUUGCCGCCCUUGUAUUUAAUAAUACCACUUUGGUCUCCCAGCCCCUACCCCCACCCCUUGCCCGUGCGGCCUUUACUCUGUACAUACCGUCAUUUUAUUUUAACACGACCUCCCAUGCCUGGAUAUUUGUGAAAACUCUCAACAUACACAAAGUUAUUUUCCAUGCAACGAGCUGCUGCUCUUGCAUCUAGCGUCUUCGUCUUUUUCCCAUUUCCGCUUUGCCUGUUCGUUUUGUUUCUUUUGAGCUAUCAGUUGACUAUAGGGUGCUACUGCUGCUGCUGCUACUGUUCCUUCACGGCCCACCUAUUCUAUUUUCAGUUUACUCUUGUUUUAACAAUUGUCUAUGCAUUAUUUGUUUUGGAUUUAGUACUAUUUAUGUUGGUGCACUUUUCGUGCAGUGCAAUAGGAGCGGAUGUGCCGGUA
Molecule: messenger RNA, 5112 nt
Organism: Sycon ciliatum
Lineage: Eukaryota; Metazoa; Porifera; Calcarea; Leucosolenida; Sycettidae
Exons: 2
Coding region: 251-4183 (1310 amino acids)
Biological process (GO): protein arginylation
Cellular component (GO): cytoplasm
Molecular function (GO): arginyl-tRNA--protein transferase activity
Source: RefSeq, a predicted model, not a curated record